Ostreobium quekettii is the source of this 1290-nucleotide messenger RNA. Lineage: Eukaryota; Viridiplantae; Chlorophyta; Ulvophyceae; Bryopsidales; Ostreobiaceae. The record is from the annotation of a GenBank genome assembly.
AUGGAGCGCGGGACCGGGCCCCCGGGGCCCAGGCCUGGCCGGAGGAUCGUCCCACAGGCCAUCGACGGCCCUGCAGCGGUCCAGCCUGGAGAAAAUCUGCACCUGGGGAGCACGCCGGGCGGCCCAGCCCUGGCUAGCGAUCGCCCCAGCGAUGCCAGCGGCGGGGCAGGCGCCAGGCCGACUGCAGCCGCGGCCACGGGUCACUGGGUCGACCUGUCGAAGGAUUCGGUGGUGGAUUGGGCCAAGUUGAGCGGCGCCAACGGCAGGGCGCGGGACAAGGCGCCCAAGGGCGUGGCGGGAAGCGGGCUGGACGCCCAGCUGAAGCGCGUCUCGCCGCUGGACAGGAUCCGCAUGCUGCUGGAGAGGGCCUACACGGAGGCGGAGGACGGUGCGGACAGCGGCAACAACAGCGAGGGCCUUAUACAGGAGGAGGGCGGCGGGCGGUGGACGGAGGAGGCGGACGUGGAUGAUGAGGAGGGUGGAUCGGAUGAUGAGGACACAGCACCCGAAGCCGAUGACGAGGAGGAUGAAAAACGGCCAGGGAGGGCGAAAGGAGGGAAUUAUGACCUUGACGAUGAAUGGAUAGACGAUUCGGACCUGGUGGAACUUUAUGAGGCCAGGGGCCACAAGCUGAAGUACAGCGGCUUCUACGUGCAUAGGGGACCAUUGAACAUGUACACCAUGGACACAGCCGAGCGGCCAGCAAAGAAGCGGCGGGCCUCAGACAGUGCGCUAGUACAGAAAGGAAGGCCCAGUGGGGCUGCAAAGCCCAAGGGCACAUGGAAGGUGGCAACGGCCCUCACAAACCAAGCAAAGAGGCACAAAGCAGCGACAAAGCAGCCCAAGGCCAGGGCCAGUUCUGAGGCAGAGAAGCAAGGCAAGCAAGGUGGCAAGAUGCCACCCCCACCCGCAAGGAAGAGGAAACAGUCGCCCACCUUGCAGGCGGGUGGCAAGAAGACCCACAGCACAAAACCAGAAAGUCAGCCCAGCACUUCAAAUCAACCCAACGAGCCCUCCAGAUGCGAGCCAAGCAGCAAACCGCAGCCUGUGCCGAUCGUUGGCUCGAUUGCUGCAAUGGCCGUUGCUGCAGGUGCUUGUGCCAGUGCCAGGAGCAUCAAGCCAAAGCCAGUUGGUCCCAGAGCUCUGCAGCAUGCUCAACAGCAAUCUGCCAGGCAUUCCAUCCAAGCGAUCGCAACAGAUCAGGGCAGCAGGGGGAGGCACAGGAGGAACGCAGGGGUGACUGAACACAUUAUUUUCCAGUUGCUUUGCAAGAUAUCUCGGCAGGUCUGA